Molecule: messenger RNA, 1062 nt
Organism: Micromonas commoda
Lineage: Eukaryota; Viridiplantae; Chlorophyta; Mamiellophyceae; Mamiellales; Mamiellaceae
Exons: 1
Coding region: 1-1062 (353 amino acids)
Source: RefSeq, a predicted model, not a curated record
AUGGAGGUGGAACAGAAGUGCAAGUUCACCGCGGUGCCCUUCGGCUACUUCGCGCGGGAGCAGCUCGACCACAAGGGCCCGCGAAGCAACGUCGACCGCGGAGACCCGCACGAUUUCUCCAGGCCGAUGCUCCGGGGCAUGCAAGGCGGGCGCGCGUCGUGCGGCAGCUGGGCGUGCAGCGAGGGCGGUUGGGACUCGCCAAACCCUCGCGGCACCACCGAGUGGUUCUACGUCUUCUCCGGGCGCGGCGCGGUGACGGACCCGGACGGCACUGCACAUCCCUUCGGCCCCGGCGACGUCGUCGUCUUACCCAAGGGAUGGCUCGGGCGGUGGGACGUGCACGAGUUCAUCCACAAGGUGUGGCUGGUGUGCGAGCACGAGGACGUGGGAGGCGCGAGUCGCAGGCCGGUGGUCAUGCACGCGUCGCAGCUCGUCCCAUCCGAUGCGCCGAGCUCCGGAAGCUCUGGACGAAUCGGCAACGUGUGCUACGACGUGGGGUGCGUCAAGGUGGGCGCCUGGUCCGCCGCGCCGGGAACGUACGUCAUACCCGAGCGUUCAUCCACCGAAGUCUUUCACGUCGUCGACGGCGAGUUCUUCGUCACGGACGGCCCGCCCGACGGCGCCAGCGCCAGGCGGUGCGUGCGAGGCGACACCGUCGUCCUCCCCGAGGGUUGGAACGGUCGCGUCGACGUCGUGGGUAACGCCGCGGCGCGCGCGGUGUGUUGUGAGGUGAGCAGGGACGAGGCCCGCGCGCACGGCGGCGUCGCGCCCGGCGCGGCGAGGCCCACGGCGGAGGCGCUCGCCGCGAGCAGGCCGCCGCCGCCGCCGCCCGCGGGCGGGUUCGCGCCGACCCCAAAAACAACCGUGACGUACGAUCCCGAUCAGUACGACCCGGAUGCGAACGCCGGCCGCACAGCUGGCGGCGGCGGGUUCGUCCCGGCCCGGAGCUCCGGCGGCGGCGGCGGCGGCGGCGGGCGGCCCACGAGGGUUACCCGCGGCGACGACGGGGUGGUUUACGACCCCGACCAGUACGACCCGGAAAACGCGGGUCGAUCCCGCUGA